Molecule: messenger RNA, 1186 nt
Organism: Arachis ipaensis
Lineage: Eukaryota; Viridiplantae; Streptophyta; Magnoliopsida; Fabales; Fabaceae
Product: ethylene-responsive transcription factor RAP2-1
Biological process (GO): regulation of DNA-templated transcription
Molecular function (GO): DNA binding; DNA-binding transcription factor activity
Source: RefSeq, a predicted model, not a curated record
UAAUUUAAUUUUUAUUUGGCAUAUAAAUACCGAACGCAAUGAAUAGAACAGCAACAGGAUUCGGGGGAAGGUUUAUUAGUUCAGGUUAUUAUCGGUAGGUAGCAAAGAAGAAAAAAGGGGCCAUCCAGGUCGGUGCGCGCGGUAAAGAAAGUUCCAAUGGAAGAAGUAAAAGACUGCUGCUCCAGCAAUACCACCGCCACGAGAAGCAGAGGAAGAAGAAGCAGCAGCAGCACUGGCAGCUCUUCAGAGAAACGCAAACAGCAGCAGCAACAACAAGAAGAGAAGCCGUACAGAGGAAUAAGGAUGAGGAAGUGGGGGAAGUGGGUGGCGGAGAUUAGAGAACCAAACAAGAGGUCAAGGAUAUGGCUGGGUUCAUACACAACACCGGUGGCCGCCGCACGCGCCUACGACACCGCCGUGUUCUACCUGAGGGGGCCAUCUGCGCGCCUCAACUUCCCUGAGUUGUUGCUUCAAGAGCAAACCGAAGCCGUCGAAGGAGACAUCACCGCCGAUUCCAUACGCAAAAGAGCCACACAGGUUGGUGCCAGAGUGGACGCCGCGCUUCAGGCCUCAUCAAACUCUGUUAAUUCAAGCCAGACCACUUCCGAAAAACCAGACUUGAACAAGGUUCCAAAAUCCGAGGAAACUGAAGAAGAUUCUCUUGACCAAGAUUAAUAUUACUAGAUGUACUAUCAUAUGGUAAAUAUAUAUGAUGCAAGUGCGGUACCGGUGUGAGGAGUGGGGCUUGUAACUUGUAACGAACUCUGCCUUCCCCCCUUCACCUCUUUCGGUUUCUUUCAUUUCUCUCUUGCUUGUUUUUCUUCGUAAUAUCUUUUAUGUUUCUCGUGUAGUUUAAUUAGAGUAAAUAUUUCGCUUCCAUUUUAAUUCAUGGUUAGAACAGGGGUCUAUAAUAAGAGAUGAUACCAUAGAGAAACAGCAAAUAUGCCUUAUAUUAGUACUAGCUAGCUAGUAGUAGUAUAGUUAUUUGAACAUAUGUUUCUCUUUUUAUCUCAUCGAGUCAUGUAUGUAUGUAUGUGUGUGGUAAUUUGUAAUGAGUUUGGAGGAAUGAUAGAGGGUCAAGCAAAAUUUAUUGUUUUUGGUCUCUUAAGUUUGGCCGCCAAACCUCCGUGGGUCGGUGGGUCCGUUGGCUGGACCUAGACAAAUAUGGAACCGAGUUAAUCAGCUA